AUAUUCUCUCCAUUCAUUAAAUUUUACACAUAUUACCAAACAACCACAAAAAAACAAAGAAGAAUGGCUUUUCUACAACUUCAAUCAAUACUAAAACAAUAUUCCUCUUAUUAUUAUUAUUAUGAGCAAGAUUACUACUCAACCCUUUACUACUUAGCCAUUUUUGGCUUCAUAAGCAUCUUUCUUGUGCUUAAUUUCACAAUAACAAAAAAAGGACGAAAAUCCAAUAAUCUUCCACCAUCACCACCAAAGCUACCAUUCAUUGGAAACCUUCAUCAACUAGGAACAUUGCCACACCGUUCCUUCCAUGAACUCUCAAAGAAGCAUGGCCCUCUCAUGUCUCUUCAACUUGGACAAACACCAGCCAUUGUUGUUUCUUCGGUUGAUGUGGCCAAAGAAAUCAUCAAAAACCAUGAUGUUGUUUUCUCCAACAGGCCCCAAACAACAUCCGAGAGAAUCAUUAUGUAUGGAUGUAAGGAUGUUGCUUUUGCACCCUAUGGUGAUGAGUGGAGACAGAAAAGAAAGAUUUGUGUUCUUGAGCUUCUAAGCCUUAAAAGGGUGCGAUCCUUUCAAUCCAUUCGUGAAGAGGAGGUUGCCGAAUUGGUUAGUAGCUAUGAUGAGAUUGCAUAACAAAAUACUUUAAAAUUAUCUACUACUCAAGUUUUUGCAUUUAUAUUUUUCGAAUGAAUAUAUACUAUAUUUAUAGCUUUCGUAUUUCAAGAAUUUAAGAUAAAAUAGAAAAAAAUAUCUAUAUACCAUUUUUUUUAAAUAUUAUAUUAUCAUUUUUUGUCACACAUGGCUAAUUGUCUUAUCUUAAGCGGCCACAUAUGAUUAGGUGGCCUGUCUUAAUUGACCAUCAAAUGAUAUGUGACCGUUCAGAACAUAAUAUAUUUUAAGGGAGCUACUUAGAUAAAGAGUGAACCUUAGUGAGUUGAUAAUUGCAACAUCAAACAACAUAGUGUCAAGAUGUGUUCUUGGACAAAAGUAUGAUAAUCCAGAUGGUAAUAGCAGCUUUGGAGAGCUUGG
Molecule: messenger RNA, 1026 nt
Organism: Arachis ipaensis
Lineage: Eukaryota; Viridiplantae; Streptophyta; Magnoliopsida; Fabales; Fabaceae
Source: RefSeq, a predicted model, not a curated record